Molecule: messenger RNA, 2591 nt
Organism: Chiroxiphia lanceolata (lance-tailed manakin)
Lineage: Eukaryota; Metazoa; Chordata; Aves; Passeriformes; Pipridae
Gene: ANXA11
Product: annexin A11
Exons: 15
Coding region: 123-1586 (487 amino acids)
Biological process (GO): cytokinetic process; phagocytosis
Cellular component (GO): cytoplasm
Molecular function (GO): calcium ion binding; calcium-dependent phospholipid binding
Source: RefSeq, a predicted model, not a curated record
GCCGGGGCCGCAGCGGCUCCUCCUCCUCUUCCUCCUGGCACUCCCAGGCCCCGCCCGCAGCGCCACGAGCAGCCGGGACGGGCGGCGGCCGCAGCGGCUCCCGAGCACCCGCGAUCUUUGCAAUGAGUUACCCGGGCUAUCCCCCAGCGGGUGGAUAUCCACCAGCAGCACCAGGUAGCAGUCCUUGGGGUGGUGCUGCCUAUCCACCUUCAAAUCCACCUCCAAUUGGUCUGGAAAAUGUGUCUGGCUAUGCCAACCAGUUCAAUCCCAACCAGAUGGCUGGAAUGGCAUCCAACCUGGCAGGGACCUUUGGAGGAAAUGCACCACAAGGCAUGUAUCCUUCAACACCUGGGGGUUAUCCACCAGUCCCUCCAGGUGGCUUUGGGCAACCUCCACCAGGACAGCAGCCCUCCUAUGGGGGGUAUCCACCAUCAGGAAUGCCAGCUUACCCAGGAUACCCAGGCCAGCCCGCACCACCUCCUGGUCAGCAGCCUAUGAACUACCCAGGACAACCACCAGCAGCUUACCCAGGGCAGCAGCCCAUGCCAAAUUAUCCACCAGGUCCAGCUGUGAAUCCAUCUAUGCCCUCUUACUCAGGAACUACAGGGCCUGCAGUCUCUCCUGUAACACAUGGAAACCGAGGCACAAUCACCGAUGCACCGGGUUUUGACCCCCUGAAGGACGCAGAAGUCUUAAGGAAGGCCAUGAAGGGAUUAGGAACCGAUGAGCAAGCCAUUAUCGACUGUCUUGGAAGUCGUUCCAACAAGCAACGGCAGCAGAUAAUGCUGUCCUUCAAAACAGCUUAUGGAAAGGAUUUGAUCAAGGAUCUCAAGUCUGAGCUAUCAGGUAACUUUGAGAAGACAAUCUUGGCAAUGAUGAAGACACCUGUCAUGUUUGAUGCUUAUGAAAUCAAGGAAGCUAUAAAGGGUGUUGGCACAGAUGAAAAUUGUCUCAUUGAAAUCUUAGCUUCUCGCAGUAAUGAGCAUAUUCAGGAACUCAACAGGGUCUAUAAAGCAGAAUUUAAGAAAACUCUCGAGGAAGCAAUAAAAAGUGACACAUCUGGACACUUUCAGAGGCUUUUAGUUUCACUUUCUCAGGGAAACAGAGAUGAAAGUACAACUGUUGACAUGUCUCUUGUCCAGAGAGAUGUGCAGGAGUUGUAUGCAGCUGGAGAGAACCGUCUAGGAACUGAUGAAUCCAAGUUCAAUGCCAUUCUGUGUGCAAGAAGCAGGGCCCACCUCAGAGCAGUCUUCAACGAGUACCAGAGGAUGUGCAACCGGGACAUUGAGAAAAGCAUAUGUCGCGAAAUGUCUGGAGACCUGGAGAAGGGCAUGCUGGCUGUAGUUAAGUGUCUCAAGAACACACCAGCUUUUUUUGCAGAGAGAUUACAGAAGGCUAUGAAGGGAGCAGGAACAAAAGACAGGACUCUGAUCCGAAUCAUGGUGUCGCGCAGCGAGGUUGACCUGCUGGACAUACGCGCAGAAUACAAGCGGAUGUACGGCAGAUCUCUCUACGCAGAUAUCACUGGUGAUACUUCAGGAGACUACCGGAAAAUCCUACUCAAGUUGUGUGGUGGAAAUGACUAAAUGGAGCAUUGAACUUUUCUUAAAAAGCUUCUAUUUUCAUGUUUUUGCUGUAAAGCAUCUUUUUUUCUCCAAAAGUAAAUGUGUAAUGACCUGUUUUUUCUAAAGCAAUUGCAUUUUAAAAGAUAAUAUUGCAUAUAUCUUCAGUUCAAAAAUAGUAGGUAAUAAAUGCCAAAAACACCCAAAAUACCAAGCUUAUGUGCCAUCUGCUCAGGAUUCUGUAUAGCACUCUCAGCAAUCCAUGAAUGGCAGGUCAUUAUUUCUUUUCUGCUUAUAUCAUGCUGAAAUACUGUUUGUUUUAUAAAACAAAAAUCACAGUUGUAUGAUUUAAGGUGUUGUCAUUGCAUGCCAUUUUAAUGCGAGUUUUAUAUAUGCAGUAUGCAGAGCUGGUUUCAGGCUGUCUGACUCUCGGAUAUGGGGAGAUAGCAGCUUGAGUUUUUGUGUCUAAUUAAGACACAAAAGAAGUUUUAAAGAAGUUUUGUCAAGUUCUGUUUUCUUUCCUUGAUUCUUUUCAAGGAAGAUGUGUUCCACAUUUCAUUCUUGCCAAGGCAACCUGUCACGAGGCAGUAGUAGUGUUUACAGCAGUAAGGAUUCUCUGGUUAAUGUUUAAAGGUUUUGCACUGUGCCUUAAAUAUAUGUAUGUAAGAAGAGAUUAUGAAAUUAAAGCUGUCUAAAUCUUUGCAGAUUAUGCUUUUUGGUGUUCAUGUUGAUUUAUUGUGUGAGUAAUGACUCACUUUAUGUCACUUUCUUUUUCCAUUGAAGUUCUCUGCUUGAAUCUACAGGAUUAUUAGGAAACUGUUGUGUUGACGAGAGCUUGGUACUUAUGUGCUGUUGAUGAGCAAUUGUCUGUACAUGAUAUAUGUAAUCUGUAGUUAUUGCUCAGUAUUUUCAUUUUUGCAUGUUGUAUUUUAUCUUAUUCUUGGAACUCUGAAUUUCUAUUCUCUGCUAGCAUGGAUGGCAUCUAUCCAGCUUGUCAUUCUCAAAAAUAGAAACAUGAAGAGGAAAAAA